GUCCUACUUAGAACAUGGUUUGGUGAUACCGUAAUACAAGCCCACCGAAAUUGGCCAUGGAGAGAGGAUGAACAAAUACAACUCACUUUCUCCACCACCACCGUCGCUCCUUCCAAAAGAGAGAGAAAAUUAACAUUAUUAUUAUUUAACACCACCCAUUCUUGCACUUUACAACAACAAAAACUAAGUUAAAAAAGAGAGAAAAUUAGAGAAAUGGGAUUUUUAAGUUCAAUUAUAGAUCAAAAUAACAGUACAAAGAUGUCAUCUUUCUUGAUUCCUGCUCCUCUUGAAGCCAAGAAAUCUCGUGAUGAUUGCACUCGAGAGGGAGCUAUAGCAGGAGCUAAAGCGGCAGCAAUUGCUGGUGUUGUUACCGCUGUUCCCACUCUAGUUGGUUGCCGUGUCAUUCCAUGGGCGAAGUCCAACCUUAACUAUACUGCUCAAGCUCUCAUCAUUUCUGGAGCAUCCAUUGCUGCGUACUUCAUUACUGCUGAUAAAACUAUACUGGAGUGUGCACGAAGAAAUGCAGAAUAUAGUAAAAGAGCUUGAGUUACAAGAUUGAAUCAGAUGCUGUAUGUGCAAAAAUUCUUGCAUGAAGUGAUCUGAUCAACAUGCUUGUGAUGUUAUGAUGGCACACUACCAUCAAGCCAGAUAUUUAUGGUGAUGAACAAUUUUGGGAUUCCAAUUCCCGAUUUGUUGUAAAGUUUAAGUUGAAUAAGAAAUAGAAUAGUCUUUUGAUACUAUCCAAGUAUCCCUUAGGCUUUUUUGCAAUGCCUUCUAUUUUUGCUGGGAUGGCCACUGUAAUUGUAAUUUAUUUUGACAAUCAGAAGCAUGUACACGCAAAUCAUGAUCACUCAAGACAUGAUGUAAUUUCAAUGUAAUUCUUCCUGGAACUUUUUGAAAUUUUGUGAAUGCUACAAUUUAGGUGCAUUGCUAUCCUAAUUACCUUUCUUUAGA
Messenger RNA from Beta vulgaris subsp. vulgaris (sugar beet), 954 nucleotides. Its product is annotated as early nodulin-93. Bases 214 to 546 code for a protein of 110 amino acids. The transcript has 4 exons. Lineage: Eukaryota; Viridiplantae; Streptophyta; Magnoliopsida; Caryophyllales; Amaranthaceae. The record is from RefSeq and is a predicted model, not a curated record.